CGCCGGGGAGGAAGGAAGGGAAGGGGAGCGGGCUGCGCUGUUGCCCUUUUAAGCGAGCGAGCGGGCGCCGAGGCCGGUACAAAGGGAGCUCCGCCGUGCCCCGCCGGCUGGGGCUGCCCCGGCCCCGCCAUCUUCCGCCCCGCAGGCGCGGCCGGGGCCAGGGUCGGGCCGGCUGAGUCGGCGGGAGGCGGCGGCAGCGCAGGCCCGGGCCCGGAGAUGAGGCCAGGAUGUCGGUGUCAGGGCUCAAGGCCGAGCUGAAGUUCCUCGAGUCCAUCUUCGACAAGGACCACGAGCGCUUCCGCAUCGUCUCCUGGAAGCUGGACGAGCUCCACUGCCAGUUUGUGCUCCUGCCGCCGCCGCCGGGCUCCAGCCCGCAGCCGCCGCCGCCGCUCACCAUCCACUGCAACAUCACGGAAUCUUACCCCUCUUCAUCACCAAUAUGGUUUGUAGAAUCAGAUGACCCAAACCUGACUUCAGUCUUAGAGCGUUUAGAAGAUAUUAAGAAGAGCAAUACUCUGCUUCUUCAGCAGCUGAAGCGAUUAAUAUGUGACCUCUGCAGAUUAUAUAAUCUUCCUCAGCAUCCAGAUGUUGAAAUGUUAGAUCAGCCAUUGCCAGCUGGACAGAAUGGAACAACAGAAGAAGUUACAUCAGAGGAGGAGGAAGAAGAUGACAUGGGUGAAGACAUUGAAGAUCUGGAUCACUAUGAUAUGAAGGAGGAGGAACCAGUUGAUGGGAAGAAAUCUGAGGAUGAAGGCAUUGAAAAAGAGAACCUUGCAAUCUUAGAAAAAAUCAGAAAAAAUCAAAGGCAAGAUCACUUAAAUGGUGCAGUCUCUGGGUCAGUUCAGGCUUCAGAUCGACUUAUGAAAGAACUCAGGGAUAUAUAUAGAUCACAGAGUUAUAAAACAGGGAUAUAUUCAGUGGAACUGGUAAAUGACAGCUUGUAUGAAUGGCAUGUUAAGCUUCUCAAGGUUGAUCCUGAUAGCCCACUGCAUAGUGAUCUUCAGGUCUUAAAAGAAAAAGAAGGUGUAGAAUACAUUUUACUCAACUUCUCUUUUAAGGAUAACUUCCCUUUUGAUCCUCCCUUUGUGCGAGUGGUGUCUCCUGUGCUCACGGGAGGGUAUGUCCUAGGUGGAGGUGCAUUAUGCAUGGAACUUCUUACUAAACAGGGCUGGAGCAGUGCCUACUCAAUAGAAUCAGUCAUCAUGCAGAUCAAUGCCACUUUAGUCAAAGGAAAAGCCAGAGUACAGUUUGGAGCCAAUAAGAAUCAAUAUAAUCUAGCAAGAGCACAGCAGUCCUAUAAGUCACUAGUACAAAUACAUGAGAAAAAUGGCUGGUACACUCCUCCAAAAGAAGAUGGCUAACGCUGAGGACUGUUGUAUACCUGGACCAAUGUCAACAAAACAAGCUCUUUUUUAUGUUUUCCAACACACAGACUCAAGCUAUGAGUGCCCCUAUAACAGCUGUACUGAGGACUUUAGCUAUUAGAUAAGUUAGUGGAUAAUCUGUCAACUGACACGUACAGUAUAAGUUACAGCCUUACCAUUCCGCUCUUCUUAGGCAUCUGGACUGAGCAGUUUGGGCCUUUACCAUAUUUGUUCUUAUGGAUUAAGCAGAUUUGGGCCACGCCCUCCCUUCUCCCUUUUUUUAUUUGAAAGCAUAAACUCUCCCUGCAGCAGGCUAUCAACUUACUAAAGAUCAUACAAUAGGAGUGAGUUGUUCACACACUUCUGUGUAUUUCUUACUUUUUGCAAAAUGCAAACUGCAGAGACUUGCAUUGUAUUGUUUCAUUUAAAGCCAAGAAGUUUAAUACAUUGUUUAAUACUGUUUUAGGAAAUGUCAGGUCUUGCAAAUCACAGUAGUUUUUCUGGUCUAAAAUGACAGCGUUUGUAGUAUUUUCCAAAUUAAUGAUAUAGGAAAAACACAUGUAUGUUAAGUCAUUAAACAUUUUUCAUGGCUGUAUGAGAAUAUGAACUGUUUAUUGGAAAACAUGCUCUUUGUUUAGAUUAUUUUAAUUUUUUUGUUUGGUUUUUUUCUUUUUUAUUUUGUUCUGGUUUUUUGUUUUUAUGCAGAGCAAGGCUGUGCCAAUAAAACCUUGUAACUAGUCACUUCCA
This is a messenger RNA of Melozone crissalis (California towhee), 2111 nucleotides long. RefSeq names its product ubiquitin conjugating enzyme E2 Q2 (gene UBE2Q2). The coding region runs from base 228 to 1361 and encodes 377 amino acids. NCBI's taxonomy places the organism in Eukaryota, Metazoa, Chordata, Aves, Passeriformes, Passerellidae. Gene Ontology annotation, molecular function: protein binding. The transcript has 13 exons. The record is from RefSeq and is a predicted model, not a curated record.